AUGUUUCGUCAACUUGCCGUGCGCGCACUGCGCAACAUCCGUCCUUCAUACACAUGCAAGCAGCAACCACACGCAAAAUUGCUUUCUCACGCUCCUCGAACGUACCUUUCAACACCCACACGAUGGACAUCCAGCAUUCCCUUCCGUCGAAACUUACCUCAUGCCUGUCAAAUAUCCUAUGCUUCCCGCCGCUUCUUCACCCAUAGCCCACGCCUCCAACAGCCCCAAUACAACCGCUUCAAUAACCGCGGCCCCCGCCAAUCCCUCUUCUACGUGCUUGUCCACAAAUCCAAGCCUCAACACUUUGUUAUCAUCGGCCUCGGCAUCUCCGGCCUAUACCUCUACAACACCGAAGUGGUCGAACUGACCGGCCGCCGUCGUUUCAACUGCGUCUCCGCCGCGCAGGAGCUGAAGAUGGGCGCCGAGAGCUACCGCGAAGUCCUCUCCCAGUCACGCGGGAGAGUUCUACCGGAUAAUCACCCCAUCGCGCAGACCGUGAACCGUGUGCUGCAGCGGCUGAUUCCGCAGGCGCCGAUCGAGGGUGCGGACUGGAAGGUGCAUGUGAUCCAAGACGACGGGAACGCGAACGCGUUCGUACUACCGGGAGGCAAGGUCUUUGUGUACACGGGGAUUCUGCCGAUUUGCCAGGACGAGGACGGGCUGGCGGCGGUGCUGGGACAUGAAAUUGCGCAUGUUGUAGCGCGGCAUCCGGCGGAGCGGAUGAGUAACAGCUUCUUGACGCUGGGGACGGUCUUUCUGGUCUCGUUGCUCUUCGAUGUCUCCGGGCAGUUUUCGUCGAUGCUGGUUAAUCUGAUGUGGAGUUUGCCGAACUCGCGGACGCAAGAGGCGGAAGCAGACAAUAUUGGAUUGAUGAUGAUGGCGAAGGCGUGCUUCAAUCCGGAAGCUGCGGUCAGAUUAUGGCAUCGCAUGCAGCAACAGGAGAAAUCCGCACCACCGCAGUUCAUGUCGACCCACCCCUCGAGUUAUAAUCGCGAGGAAGCUAUUCGAGGAUGGCUUGAGAAAGCUGAAACGAUCUAUGCGGAUAAUGGAUGCAGUACCCUCGGAAGCUACAUGCCCAGCUUCCAGAAAGCAUACCGUUCGCAGAGCUCCUACGGAUGGUGA
Molecule: messenger RNA, 1122 nt
Organism: Penicillium macrosclerotiorum
Lineage: Eukaryota; Fungi; Ascomycota; Eurotiomycetes; Eurotiales; Aspergillaceae
Product: M48 family metallopeptidase
Exons: 8
Coding region: 1-1122 (373 amino acids)
Biological process (GO): mitochondrial protein processing; protein quality control for misfolded or incompletely synthesized proteins
Cellular component (GO): mitochondrial inner membrane
Molecular function (GO): metalloendopeptidase activity
Source: RefSeq, a predicted model, not a curated record